This is a messenger RNA of Grus americana (Whooping crane), 453 nucleotides long. It is a transcript of the gene ENHO, whose product is annotated as energy homeostasis associated. The coding region runs from base 127 to 312 and encodes 61 amino acids. The record is from RefSeq and is a predicted model, not a curated record. Lineage: Eukaryota; Metazoa; Chordata; Aves; Gruiformes; Gruidae. The transcript has a single exon.
ACCGCAGCUGUCCCCUUUGUCCCCUGCCAAUGCCGGCAGGUGGAGGCUGCGUGCUUGAUCGCUGCGUUGGCAUCCUAAGUGUAGGGCUGAGCUGCCGGCCCCGCUUUUUCCUUUGGGGCAGUGGCCAUGGGGGCUGCUCUCUCCACUGGAGCGGUCGUGGCCAUCUCUUUUAACUCUGUCAUCGCAUUGCUUAUCCUCAUCCUCUUCUUCAUCCUCUGCAAGGCCUGCAGGACCCCCUCGUGCCCCAGGAAGAGUCCAGCUUCUGACAUAGAUGAAACAAGGAAUGAAGAGAAGUACUUGCUGCAGCCCUGAGCUGCCUGGGGACUUGGGUACCCGGCUGUGCCAAGGUAGUCGCACCAGCCUGGAUGCCUGCACUGGGAUUGGGGCGCUGCUCUGGGCACAGUGAGAGCAGACGGGAUGCCGAGCUGCUUGCAGGGGCCAUGACAUGGGGCA